Molecule: messenger RNA, 1570 nt
Organism: Cryptococcus amylolentus CBS 6039
Lineage: Eukaryota; Fungi; Basidiomycota; Tremellomycetes; Tremellales; Cryptococcaceae
Exons: 3
Coding region: 163-1365 (400 amino acids)
Source: RefSeq, a predicted model, not a curated record
CUCGGCUGUCAUCAUUUCUUUUGACUCAGAAUUCUGCUAAGGAUCCCCUGUUGACUGCACUUCGCUGUCUUUACGAUACACCUACUCCAGCUCCUGCAAAAGAUCCCAGAAACCGCUCGCAUCGUCAAAAGCUGUAUUUCGUCCCGAAGGUACUUCCAAACGAUGAUGUCUUCCGCCUCCAAAGUGGCCCACACCCUAGACAUACUCCACGACAUCUUCUCCCACCUCUCCGCCGGCAACGACCUCACAUCUCUCCUGCGCACAUCUCGCCUCUUCUUCGGUCUCAUCGCUCAAAAACUCCAUCGCUCCUUACCAAUCUCGAACGUCUUGAAUCCUUUCUCCGGCGUGAACGCUGGCGGGGGAGGCGGGCCCUACGGAAAGACCAAGCUGUUGGAGCUUGUACAGACGGUGGUUGUAGAGCGCGCACCGCUGCCUGUCGAUCAUUCAGUAUGGGCAGACUGGUACAAACUCCCGCCUCUCCCUGCUGUCGAAACCGUCAUCGACCAAGCCGCCAAUAGAAACGCCCUACAAAAAGUCGUUCGAGAUACGAACUUGCCAAACAACGCCCUCAUUGAGCGACUUUGCCCCGCUGCUACUCGGCUACACCUCUCGACACCUUGCCUUGCAGCCGGCGCCGUGUUUGGUCAGUAUAUACCUUCGAUGCCUUGUGUAGAGACACUUGUGGUGAAGGCGAACGUGGGGGAGAUUGGGCAGCUCAGAUGUGUCAUUGGCGGGGACUGGAAUCUCGGCCAGAAGGCGCGCCCGCCUUGCCGAAAUAUCAAGGCGGUCCAUAUACUGCUUUGGGGCGAUUUGGUAUAUCCCGAGGCGAAAUUUCAAAGCUCUGAUCGGGACAAGGAUUGCGUCGACGAGCUGGCAAUUAUGGAGCUCCCCCUCUCGACGACCGCCAAGCUCGAAGACAAAAUCUUCCACAACCUCUGCGAGAUCGUCGGCCGGCUCGGCACGCGGUUCUCUGUCGACGAGCUUUGGCUGUACAAUGCCGAUACGGUGUUGGAGAGGUUGAGUGAGUGGUCGAAGAGUCGGAAGGUGGAUGAUAUGAAGGCAAUGAUGGAAAAGGGAUUUGAGAAGGAGAAGAAGAUGUCGGCAGCGGUCUUGGGCAUGCCGGAGGAGGCGGGAGAGGCUCAAGUCUUUUGGCAAACUGGUCAGCUGUUUUACGAAGCUUUCGGCGAUAUCUCAGCGCGAGAUGAGACGGAAGAGUGGUAUCAUUUGGCGGUCCUCGCACCCUCCCCAAAGCUUGUCUCGCUCAGAGCUAGACUGGCAGCCAAGACGACGUUUCCUGCUGAUGCGUUCGUGGGCUUGUCGGAACGAGAGGCCGAGUGGACGUUGGCAACUUUCAAGUCGAACUAGAUAUACUCCUGUACGGGUAAAUAAUGAUGGGCCAUCAAAGAUAAAGCAAUAUAUGUUUGUGAAGAAAAAAGUGCAAAAGAAGGAUCCUCCUCGCCAAGUUGAGGCAAAAUGCCAAUCAAAAACAACCAUUACUCCGCCCCUCUACCGCUAUUACGAGUAGUCUUUCCUACAUAUGUACAUGAGUUACCUGUAUGUAUACUUGGCA